Malassezia japonica is the source of this 2283-nucleotide messenger RNA. RefSeq lists its product as uncharacterized. The coding region runs from base 1 to 2283 and encodes 760 amino acids. Gene Ontology annotation, cellular component: nucleus. The transcript has 2 exons. NCBI's taxonomy places the organism in Eukaryota, Fungi, Basidiomycota, Malasseziomycetes, Malasseziales, Malasseziaceae. The record is from RefSeq and is a predicted model, not a curated record. Gene Ontology annotation, molecular function: ATP hydrolysis activity; DNA binding; ATP binding.
AUGCACGGCGAGAAGGAGGGCGCGCACGACCGCGCCGCGCGUCUCUUCCCCAUCUUUGCGCCGGGGGGAGCGCGCGGGGAGCCGGAGAAGAAGGCGAGGAGCGGGGGGAAAGGCGCAGCGAAGCCGCCGCCGCCGCCGAGCGCGAGCGGCAGCCGGACGCACGUCGAAUCGGCGCCGGUCCAGCGCGCCGUGCGGGGAACCGGCGGCGCGGCGCACCCGUUCUUUGCAAAGCGCGCGGGAAACAGCGAGAUGCGGCGUGUACGUGACGAGCAUGUGCCGAUGCAGGCGUCCAUCGCCGCGCCGUGGCCGCACCGCGACGCGGUCCACGUCGCGCCAGAGACAAGAACCCGGCGCACCCCUUUGGCCCUGCCGCCGGGCUGGGCGAGGCGCACACGCAAGGAGCGCACGCCGCUGAGCGGCACCUAUGUCCCACGCACCUCUGCAUACGCGCCACCGCCGAGCGCGGGGCGCGCCGACGAGGCGGUGAGCUGCGAAGCGGCGCUCUCGCUCGAGAAUACCAUUCCUGCCCCACGCAGCCCGCUAGCGUACAUUGCUACAGACCUCCAAUACGACGGCACGUACCCUGCCGCGGUAGCCGCGCUCUACGACCAGCUGCAGCACGCCGCGCCCCAGUCGCUGUCUGACGCACGGCCCUCGCACGGCGCGGCACAGUGGAUCGACCGCUGGCGGCCGACGUGUGCUGCACACGUCCUCGGCAACGAGCAGGCGGCGACGUACAUGCGCGACUGGCUACACGAGCUCCGUGUGUCGUUUACCUCGCAUACACGCAAGCGCCCGAUCCAGACGCGCGUCACGCAGCGCAAGCGGGGCCGGCCGCGUAUGUACGACGACGAGGCCGAGUUCCAUUCCGACGAGGACGCAUGGUUCGACCAGUUCCGCGCGCCCGGCACGCAGCGCACGCCGCCCCCGCCGCUGACCAACUGCCUAUUGCUCGAAGGGCCGUGUGGGAGCGGCAAGUCGGCCGCCGUGCACGCGUGUGCCGCCGAGCUCGGCUUUGCGGUGUUUGAGCUGUACGCCGGCGUCGGGCGGCGGUCCGGCAAGGAGCUCGCGAGUGCUGUCGGGCAGCUCUCGCGCAACCACAUGGUCGCCGGCGAGGCCGCCGAGAAUGCGCCGCGGCAGUCGCUGAUCCUCCUCGACGAAGUCGACCUGCUGAUGGACGACGACGCGGGUUUCUGGCCGGCGGUCGUCGAGCUCGUGCGCGACUCGCACCGCCCCGUCAUCCUUACAUGCAACGACGCGAGCCUCGUGCCGAUCGCCGAGCUUCCGCUCCAAAACACGCUGCAGUUUGCCGCGCCGCCGCUCCAGGUCGGCGCGACCUACCUGCAGCUCGUCGCGCUUGCGGAAGGCUACAUUGUCUCGCAGGCCGCGAUGCAGAAUUUGUACGCCAGCACAUGUGCGUCCCCGCCGUCGAUCGGCGGCAGCGGCGCGCUGCACCCCGGCAGCCACCUCUUUCCCGUGGAGCGGGCCUUGGGCGAUCGGCCGUCGUACGAUCUGCGUGCGGCACUGAUGCAACUGCAGUACAUCUGCCUCUAUACCAACGCGCGCGCCUUGCGCGAACGCCCCCCUGCGCCGCCCCCCGAGGCGCGUGCGGCGGAGCGGCCGGCGCGGCGCGUACGCGGCCCCGCGGCUCUCCAGCUCCUCGAUAGCCUACGGAGCAUGGCCGACGCCGCGUCGGCGUGCGACCUGCUCGACACGCACGUCGCCGAGGCGUCGAGCGACGAUACCUUGCCAGUGUGGGCCCGUGCGCGCCUCGCGCCGCAGCCUGCGACGCGGUGUACGCAGCCGGCAGAGGCGCCGAUCACGCCGUACGCCGCACCCUUUGCCCAGGUCCUCGGCACGCUCGCAGCGGCCGACUGGCUGCAGCACGCUCGCGCAUGGGUCACACCGGAUCCCCAAGCGCCGCCGCCCGAGCACAACCUGCCACGCGCCUAUCCGCGAUUGGACGGCGAACGCCUCGCGCACUGCCGCCUCCUCGGCCAGUUUCUGCAGCUCGUGCACAUUCCCACGAGCGAGGCACUGCCGCGCGCAUCGCUCGUCGUGGACUAUGCGCCUCACGUCCGCCAGAUUAUGCUCCUCGACCAGCUCAAGCAGGCGGCGUGGGCCGCGCAGCUCCAAACGUCGGACGGCGUGCGUGCCACACGCAACUCCGCGCGCCUCCUCCUCGAUACCUGGGGCAUGCGGGGGCAGGAGCACGGGCAGUGGAUUCCGUUUGGGCCGGCGGACCGCGCAGCAGGACAUCAGACAGGGUUUACCCAUUCAUAG